Molecule: messenger RNA, 798 nt
Organism: Closterium sp. Naga37s-1
Lineage: Eukaryota; Viridiplantae; Streptophyta; Zygnematophyceae; Desmidiales; Closteriaceae
Source: the annotation of a GenBank genome assembly
AUGCCCGACUUACUUCUUCCACCCCCUUACCCGCCACUCAACCCCUCUGGUGCUGGCGGCUGGCGCUGGUGCUGGUUCCUGGUGCUGGCGGCUGGCGCUGGGGCUGGUUCCUGGUGCUGGCGGCUGGCGCUGGGGCUGGUUCCUGGUGCUGGCGGCUGGCGCUGGGGCUGGUUCCUGGUGCUGGCGGCUGGCGCUGGGGCUGGUUCCUGGUGCUGGCGGCUGGCGCUGGGGCUGGUUCCUGGUGCUGGCGGCUGGCGCUGGGGCUGGUUCCUGGUGCUGGCGGCUGGCGCUGGGGCUGGUUCCUGGUGCUGGCGGCUGGUGCUGGGGCUGGUUCCUGGCGCGGUAGCGGGGGGUGCGCAACGAGGGAGGGACGGGGAGGGGCAGGGACGGGUGGCGUACGGGAGGUGGGCGGGGUGUGAGCUGGCUGGCGCGUCGGUUGGGCCGCCACCCUUUUCCCCCUUCCUUCCCCCCCCCCACCGCGACCGUCUCUGCAACCGCGCAGGGCCGGGACGGGUGGGGAAGAGGUGGCGGGUGAGCGUGCGACGAGGAGGCGACGCGGGGCAGCGCAUGUGGGCGAACGCGCUGGCAAGCCGCUGGCGAUUUUGCUGGCAUUAUCGCUGGCGCAUGGGCAACGAGCUCGUUGGCGGGUCCGGCGGCGGGUCCGUCGGCGCGUUUGCUGGCGCUCUCGUCGGCGGAACCGACGGCGGGUUUGCAUGCGGGUCCGUCGGCGUUAUCGCUGGUGCGUUCCUGGCGUGCGCGUUGGCGUGCGUUCCUGGUAAUGCGCGGGCGACGGGCUGA